CAGCAUCCCCCAGCGGAGACCAGAUUCCUUCUGACCACUUCCCGACGCCCCUGUUUCGUGACCUUGUCCAGUAGAAGGCUAUUUUAUUUUUACAACUGUUCAAGUAUUGACAUACAAGAUGAAGCAAGAUGCCACAAGAAAUGCUGCCUACACUGUGGAUUGUGAAGAUUAUGUGCAUGUGGUAGAAUUUAAUCCCUUUGAGAGUGGGGAUUCAGGAAACCUAAUUGCAUAUGGUGGCAGUAAUUAUGUGGUCAUUGGCACGUGUACAUUUCAGGAAGAAGAAGCAGACGUGGACGGAAUUCAGUAUAAAACACUACGAACAUUUCAGCAUGGAGUCAGGGUUGAUGGCAUAGCUUGGAGCCCAGAAACUAGACUUGAUUCAUUGCCUCCAAUAAUCAAAUUUUGUACUUCAGCUGCUGAUAUGAAAAUAAGGUUGUUUACUUCAGACCUUCAAGAUAAAAAUGAAUACAAGAUUUUGGAGGGCCAUUCAGAUUUCAUUAAUGGUUUGGUGUUUGAGCCCAAAGAGGGCCAAGAACUUGCAAGUGUGAGUGAUGAUCAUACCUGCAGGAUUUGGAACUUGGAAGGAAUGCAGACAGCUCAUUUUGUUCUUCAUUCCCCGGGAAUGAGUGUGUGCUGGCAUCCUGAGGAAACUUUUAAGCUGAUGGUUGCAGAGAAGAAUGGAACAAUCCGGUUUUAUGAUCUUUUGGCUCAACAGGCUAUUUUAUCUCUUGAAUCAGAACAGAUGCCAUUAAUGUCAGCUCACUGGUGCUUAAAAAACACCUUCAAAGUUGGAGCUGUUGCAGGAAAUGAUUGGUUAAUUUGGGAUAUUACUCGAUCCAGUUAUCCUCAAGAUAAGAGACCUGUCCACAUGGAUCAAGCCUGCUUAUUCAGGUGGUCUACAGUUAAUGAGAACUUGUUUGCAACCACUGGUUAUCCUGGCAAAAUGGCAAGCCAGUUUCAAAUUCAUCAUUUAGGACACCCUCAGCCUGUCCUCAUUGGUUCUGUAGCCGUCGGAUCUGGCCUUUCCUGGCAUAGAACUCUUCCACUGUGUGCAAUUGGAGGAGACCACAAGCUGUUGUUUUGGGUAACUGAAAUGUAAAACAAAUUUUCUUUGUACCUUAGAUGCAUAAACUUUGUAUUUUUAAUACAUAUUUUGGAGAACUCCCUAUUUUUAUAUCAAAUAUACUGUAAGCUCUAGUAAUGUCCCAGUUGUUGCUUUUGUUAAAUAAAAUGUUAAUGGU
This is a messenger RNA of Puma concolor (puma), 1241 nucleotides long. It is a transcript of the gene NUP37, whose product is annotated as nucleoporin 37. Gene Ontology annotation, cellular component: nuclear pore outer ring. The record is from RefSeq and is a predicted model, not a curated record. Gene Ontology annotation, molecular function: protein binding. NCBI's taxonomy places the organism in Eukaryota, Metazoa, Chordata, Mammalia, Carnivora, Felidae.